Leishmania major strain Friedlin is the source of this 4515-nucleotide messenger RNA. RefSeq lists its product as hypothetical. The transcript has a single exon. The coding region runs from base 1 to 4515 and encodes 1504 amino acids. The record is from RefSeq and is a predicted model, not a curated record. NCBI's taxonomy places the organism in Eukaryota, Euglenozoa, Kinetoplastea, Trypanosomatida, Trypanosomatidae.
AUGGUCUCGUACGACGUUGACGGCGACGGGCUCGAGGAGGUGAUUGUGGGCACAACGGAGGGCCUGUUGUGCGUCGUAAAGCCAGACCACCGCGAACCGCUCUUCCUGCGCGUGCUCGCGGCGACCAUCUCCGUGGUGCUGUACACACCCAUUCAGAGCCGCCUCGUCCUCGUCACCCUUGAAGGGCAGUGCGAGGUGAUUGACCACUUCCUGAAGCCAACCCAGCAACAGCAAGCAGGCAGUGAGCCCGCCAACAUGAACGCGACCUUGUCCAUGGAGGGUGGCGAUGGUGGCGCUGCAUGUGUGGGGGGGCCGCUGUAUCAGCGAACCGACGGCACCAGCUCACUGCCGCACACUUCACCACCUCUUAACGGCGGUGGUCGAGCAGCUGGAGGUGCUCGCGCCAGCGGCAGGGGCACCGCCACCUCUCCACACUCCGCAGGUAGGCCCUGGGGUGCUGAAGGUGCCAUGCCCACCCGCGUCUUUCACGUGCCGUCCAACUGCCUCUGCGCAGACCUCUCACCAGACAGAGACGACGACCUUGUCUUCCUCGGCUCUUACGAUCGACACUUCUACGUGUACUCCAUCAUCAAUGGCUCGUGUCUGCUCUCCCUGUUCGUGCACGACCCCAUUACCUCACUGAAGGCGUUCGCUAUUCCGACGUGCGCUGCGGACGCGCACCCGGCCACCACCUUGUCGCCCAUCUCCGUCUGCGACAAGCGAGUCUCUCAUCGGGGAAGCAGAUGCGGGAGCACUACGGGGUCGCAGAGAACAUGCACUAGCAGCAGCACCUGCACCGGUGCCUCGAUACUGGUCGACUCCUUGCGCGAAAUGGAAACGACGCCGGACAGGCUGGCAAAGGCCUCCGCGUUAUCCUGUAUUCCGCUUGUGUUUAUUUCUACCCCGACGCAUCUCAUCCUCCUUCCUGCUGGGCUGGGCGAUAUUCAGCGAUGGCGCAAGCUGCAGCCCAAGUCAGCGCACCUGCCCUUGACUGUGCAGCUCCAUAGCGACGAUCCACCACUAACGCCGCAUCAGCCACAGCAUUCGAAGCUGCAGCAAGCGCAACAGAAAUGCACUCGUCGGCGUUCCUCGUUGAACACUGACAGCGGAACAGCAAGCAUGGGCGCAGCUUUAGCGACGUCGGCAACUGGGCGUCUUCGCAGUGGCGACAACCACCCACUUGAGGGCGAGAGUGCCGUCCCGCCCCACAUGACGCGCGUGCCACCGGCUAGCUCGCCCGGUCUACGCCAGCCUGUGUCAAUGUCUGCGGACGCCGGUUUUCGAGGCGUUCUGGCGGGUAAGGCCCCGGGAGGGAGGGCUUCCAGUCGCCCACGGCGACUUGGCGGCGCCGCAGCAGAGCGCCGGUGCGACAGCGCUGCUGUGCUGACGGGAGGAGCGCAUCGCACGUCAGCUGUUUCGGUGCCAGCCGCGAUGACAGCAGCAGCCGUAGGAGCGGGUGUGGCCGCCGGUUUGCCGCUGAGCAGCAGUCAGCUGCGCCGCGAAGCUCGCAGGCAUGCCAUCCAAGCAGCGGAGAUGGGUCGGCCAGUUCUCGUAAAGCCUCUGUGGGCACUGCACAUUGGACGUCAUGCACUUGACGUGUCCCUGCUUCAGCCAAUGGUGAGCCCCGACGGACAUGUGGGCAGACGCUUUGUAUCCGCCGCAGCCGCCGCAGGGUCACCGCAGCCGUCGCCGGUGCCCGGCGCCAUCGCGCAGGAGGCCGUUCCAGGUACGGCUGCCGGCAACCCAUCCGCGCGUCAGCCUUACAGAGGUGGACGAUCCUCCAUCAUUCCCAUACAAGACUCUGUGGGUGGUACGACAACGAUCCAGCGUGCCGCAAACUCAUCGGUUUUCUACGUCAGCCUGCCGUCGUCCACGUCAGCACUACAAGGGAGCGCCGUUGCCGGCAACAACACCUGCAACAGCGUUGUCCGGCGAAGAGGCACGGUGGCCGGGUCGGCUGACCUUUGGCAUCGCCGCGUCCAUGGCCACAGCUGUGACGGUGGUGAAGACACAGAAGCCUCCAACGCCACCCCAACGCUGUCUUUGAUGAGUGUGGCGGCUGCACAGAGCACUCGGCGAUCGAGUUUGCGCACCCUAACAGAUUCCCUUCCCCGACGACUGCGGCAGUGUAGCACAAACGACAGCAGUGAUGACGACGGGUCGGCAGUGGGUGGCCGGCGCUGCAGCAGCGGCGACGAUGACGAAGACGCAGGGCGGCUGAGCGACGACGGAACUCUCAGCUAUGUAGGAGGCUCCGCCCCGGCGAUGAGAGCGGGCGACAUGGCGGACAGGGCACCUAAAGAGGCUGACAACGGCGACGGUUACUACGGAACGGCGACCGAUGAAGACUUCGGGCUCGACAGGUCAGGCGCUAGUAUCACAAGAAGCUACAGCAGCGGCAGUGAUGCUAGUGACCGCAGCUCCAGCAUCGAAGUCGAUGAGGGCAUCGCGAAUGGUGGGCGUCGCGCGCUGACUAGCAGCUCGAUGCGUCGCUCGCGACACCAUCACCACCACGGCACAGACACUGCCGAGCCGGCGUUGUUGGCGCGCAGUCUGUCCCACAGGCGAGCGGAGAGCGCGCCAACGAUACUGCUGCGCCGCACUAGGAUCGCGGACGGUGCCGACAGCGGAAGCGGCAACGCCGGCGGAGUGGGGCUGCGGGAAACCCCUACCCCGAGGAAGGCAGCCGCGCAUGUGUCUCUGGUGGACCUCGCAGAGCAGAAAAGCGAGCGUCGCGCGCGUCAGUGCCACCGAUGGGCGUCCUCGAGAAGACAAGGCGAGAGGGAAGGUCGUGGGCUAUUGCGUGAGGGUCACACACAGGUGUCCGUUUCUCGGCAGCAGUACGCACAACCGCACCUGUCAGCGCACAGCACGUCUCCUCCUCUAGCCACUGUCGCAUCAGCCCCAGUCGGCGCGGAGGUGCGAUUGCCCACCUCCGUUGAUGUGUCAGUGGGGGCGUCGCAGGUCGCGGUGGCUCUCAGCUGCGAGGACGGCCUCGCGGUGGAGCUGCGCUUUGCGAUUGUGCGUCUCUCCUCUCUCUCAAGGUGCGAGCGGCGGCUGCCACGCGGGACAGUUCGGCUUUACGACGUGCAAAAUCCGUGGGGCCUGCACGCCGAGGCGGGCGCGGCCCGCCGAAAGGGCGGUGGUGUCACCAAAGGUUCGAGGCCGAGGGGUGAAGUCCACGGCCGCGACGGUGGCGACGGCUCCAACAUGCGGCCCGCCUCAUCUUCGACAUCGCCGGAGGAUGCACGCUUGUUUCAGCCGCACCGCAGCGACGGCUCACAGCGGCGGCAGCCGCAACGAAAGGGUGCAUCGCUGGUGACGUACAACAUCUACUUGCCAACACCAGCCGCGGGGCAGGCGAGGACAACAGCGGCGCUGUCAUCACUGUCUCACAUUUCCGGCUCAUCUUUCAUAUCUUCGCAUCAACGGCAGUGCAGUCGGAGCGGCCGCCGCGGAUGCGGCGACGCAGGCGGUGCUCUGGGAACGACUACAGUAAUAAGCACCCCUGCGGUCACCAAUGUCGCCGGUGCUACAGGAGCGUCGUUGGCGCAAGACGACACAGCGUGCCCUGCAUCAGCCGCAGCGAGCCAUCCUCUAGGGGUGUCGGCUGGCGAUGCACCCAUACUUGACGCAGACAGCGGACUCGGCAGAAACAGCCGUGGCGCGUAUGUCCAGCACUACGGGGAGGAUGCCCUUGUGCUGCGCGCUCAGUGUCUCUGGGCGGCGCGCCUCAGCGAUAGCCCUCUCGUGCAACGUUCUCGCGUGUUCAGCGUUCGUGAUCACCACCUCGACAACGCGUUUUGCACGGUGUUCGUCGCCGCCAACGGCACAUGUUUUGUCAUUGACGGCGACACCUUGUCCGUCGUGGAGUGCUGCAUCAAGGAGGACUGCAGUUCUUUUACGCUGAUGGUUGGGCCGCUAUCCACGACGCCAAUGCUGCCGACGAGGGCGAGCGCGACGACGCUGCAGGAGGCACCCGCGGCCACGAUGAGCUUCAAUGUUCUCCGCGGAGCAGUGGGGCGAAGGAUAUCCUGUGUUUGCGUGGGCCUUGAUGAGCUGUGCGUGUACUCGGUCGGGGAGAUGAAUCAGCUGUGGGGACACCGUGACUGCCCCACCGGUGCACUUGCCACCUCUGGCGCCAACGAGCCGAUCUCGCUUCUCUCACGGUGCUUGCCGGACAAGAGCUGCGCGUGUGUGGCGGACGCGGCCGAUGCGCCUCCUUGUGAAGCGGGCCAGGGAACGGAUGCCCAUGCGGGAUGCUCUCUAGCUUCCAUGGACUCGGAAGAGCAAGCGUUGCUGCGUCAACUCGCCGUGCGACUCCGUCAGCAUGAGCAGUACGCGAGCCCCCCCUCCCACCAUGACAGGGGUACGGGUGCUGGUGCUGCCUCUGGAGGCGAGCAUGUGAUCGAGACCGAUGAAGAGGCGCUCAUGCGCGUGAAGAAACUGCUACUCUACGACUACUCGGAGCAAGAGUGGGAGAGACUGCAGUGGCUUGAGCAUGCCCUGGCGUGA